Molecule: messenger RNA, 675 nt
Organism: Periconia digitata
Lineage: Eukaryota; Fungi; Ascomycota; Dothideomycetes; Pleosporales; Periconiaceae
Source: the annotation of a GenBank genome assembly
UAUGAUUUCUUCUUCUUCUUCUUCUUCUUCUUCUUCUUCUUCUUUUUGUCUCGCAGACGCGACGGGCCGGCGCGAAAACCACGAACAAAGAAAGGACGGAUGGCAAGAGUCGGUGAGUAACAGAUUGUAUCUGGUGGCGGUGGCCCGGGCUGUCCGGUUUGUUUGCUGGCUCGCUCGCUUGUUCGCCUGCUUGCUUGCUCGCUCCACUCCACCCCCGCGGCUUACACUGAGCUUUUUUCUCACUGCUGCUGCUGUUGCAUCUUCAAGUCCGAUGGGAUCCCUUAUUUCAUCAUUUCAUCUCGAAGGGAGCGGGAAGGGCUGCUGGCGGGUGGUUGGCAUGUACAGCGCAGCACAGCACAGCACAUAUGCCGUGCAGGACGUUUAUCGUUAUCGGCUAUCGAUACCUAUACCGCCUACCGCGAAUGAAUCAAUCCAGAGCAUCUGAGGAAUGCCGGUUGACUGACACAUUCGGCCCUUGUAACCUGCAGCACCUAAGCUAGCCAGCCACAAUUUCUACAUGGCUCGUAAACGGCGUCAGCAAGCCCAAAGAACGAGCAUGUCAUGUCCAUGUCCAUGUCCAUGUACACUGAACCGGCCAGAGUCACUGCCGAUGCUGACUCUCUUUCCCUUCCCUCCCUCUACAUCGGAUUUUCCUGUGCUGUCUGGCGCCUGUCU